AUGUCAGCUCAACAGAAAAGUAACAUACUGUCAGAUGAAGAAGAAUUACUCAAUGGCCUGGGAAGCCAAUUGCUAUCGCACCCUUCCUCCAAUAACAUGGCCCGUUUGAACAAAAGGUGGACCCACACAGUACCUAACCAUAAUGGGGGUCAUCAUCGAAGAGCCCGUACUAUCGCGACUCCAACGUCUUCAUUUACCGAUUUGAGCAGACAUCAGCAGCAUCUCAUCGAUGGGGUCCAUGACCCUGUAAUCAUGAACGAUGACACUUUAUCCCCCGGGCAGUUGUAUUCUACGGAUUCAGGAAAGUUAUUCCAUGCUGGAAGGAUUCUUGUCGUUCUGGUAGGGUUGCCCGCCACGUCCAAGACGUUACUAUCCGUGGCUAUUACGAGGUAUACUAGGUGGUUAGGUGUAAGGACUGAGUCGUUCCAUAUCUCCAAGUACAAGGCCGAUGUGGAUAAGGGGUCUGACUUGUCGCUGGAUAUCCAGUCUGCUGCACCCGUCACUGAAGAGGGGAAACAAUUCAAGAAGACUAUGAUUAAGAGUAUUGUGAGGGAUAUGAUUAUGUUUUUCAUUGAGAAUAGGGGCCAAUUGGCAAUAUAUGAUGCUUUAAACAUAUUGGCAAGCGACAGAGAGGAAUUGAACCGUGUAUUUAGUAAAUUGGGGGUGAAAGUACUAUUCAUCGAGUCCAUAAUGAAUGAUGCCGAGUUGGUUCAUCGAAAUAUUGAAAUGGCGAUACAGUCCAAUGAUUAUGUGGAAUGUUCCAAAGAGGAAGCAAUCGAAAGGUAUAUGAAGCGGUUGACCAUUAAUGAACCGCUUUAUGAGACAAUGACGAAGGAGGAGAAGGGGGUCAGUUUUAUUAAGUAUAUUAAUUUUGGUGAAAAAUUGGUAGUCAUGAAUAACCAAUAUGGGUAUUUGAUUAACAAGAUUGUGUUUUUUUUAAUGAAUUUGAGAGAUAAGAAAGGGUGUGUGUAUUUUGCUCGUUGUGGAACUAGUGACAAAGAUAAAUACAUUGACGAUGAGUAUUUAAAUGAGGAAGGGUUAGAAUAUUCCAAGUUACUUACAGAGACCAUGCUACGAAGGUUAGAAGAUAAGAAAAAGAGGGCAGAACAAGGCGAUAAGGACGAAAAUAUAUCUCCCCUGAUUGUAUGGACGUCGCCAAGAAAGAGAACAUAUGAUUCCGGUAGAUUCUUCUUGGAAAGAGGUAUCCCUGUGACCAAGCGCAACCUAUUAAAACAAUUGAACCCUGGUGCAAUAGCGGAUCUAAGCAAGGACGAGAUUAAAGAGAAAUAUCCUGCUGAAUACAAGGAAUCGUUGAGAGAUCCAUACCAUUACCGAUUUCCGAGAGCAGAAUCCUACCACGACCUUGCAGUGAGGAUGGAACCGCUACUGCUUGAACUGGAGCACACCAGCAACAACGUUCUCAUUAUCGCACACGAGUCCACCAUCAGAGUCCUGUUCGGGUAUCUGAUGGCAUGUACGUGUAUCGAGGUGCCCAAUCUUAAGUUCACGCGGGACCACAUCAUCGAGAUCUCGUUCAGUCCCUUCUGCAACAAGGUGAGGAGGAUAUCGAUCCCCGACGGGGCCAUCAACUACGUUGUGUAA
Naumovozyma castellii is the source of this 1602-nucleotide messenger RNA. Its product is annotated as bifunctional fructose-2,6-bisphosphate 2-phosphatase/6-phosphofructo-2-kinase. Bases 1 to 1602 code for a protein of 533 amino acids. The record is from RefSeq and is a predicted model, not a curated record. The transcript has a single exon. NCBI's taxonomy places the organism in Eukaryota, Fungi, Ascomycota, Saccharomycetes, Saccharomycetales, Saccharomycetaceae.